Messenger RNA from Cylicocyclus nassatus, 621 nucleotides. Lineage: Eukaryota; Metazoa; Nematoda; Chromadorea; Rhabditida; Strongylidae. The record is from the annotation of a GenBank genome assembly.
AUGGGUAAGCAGAAUUUGAAAGAAAAGGAAUUAGAAUUCUAUAGAGUCCAGGACCACUGGCUUGAACAUAAAGAUAAAGAAAGCUGGGACCAAAUGUGGAUGUUCGUACAAAGAGCUGUAGAAGCAGCGAUAAAACAGAAACUGCAUGGAGUAGUCAGAAGAGACGUAGAUGACUUGGUUAUGACAGCUACGGUAAACAUAAUGGCUAGGUACAAGAGACCUCAAGGUUAUAAGAUCGAAUACUUGUUGACGACUGCAAGGUUCGGGGCUAUCGGAGUGCUCUAUAAUUCCAAGCAGAAGCAAAUUGACCAGGAAACUUCUUAUGAGGCAUGGACAACUUAUCAACUUAAACAAGAGAACACUGACAAGAAGCUUGAUAUGAUACGCGAGCUAAUUGAUGAUGGUUAUUUGUCAAAGGACUUAUCCGUGCUAGACAAUAAUAAGCUUGCUGCUAGUGAGGCUGCUGAUGCUAUAAGAGAGCUAGAGCAGAGAGUUUCGGUUUUGGAGUCUGAACUAAAGGACAGAGACGAGCGACUUAAGAAAGCUCGUAAAAUUGCUAAAGAAAUAAAAAAGACUUCGGAUCUUAUUCAGAAGGAAGUUAAAACAGGAGAGAAGAAAUAA